Molecule: messenger RNA, 1594 nt
Organism: Chaetomium fimeti
Lineage: Eukaryota; Fungi; Ascomycota; Sordariomycetes; Sordariales; Chaetomiaceae
Product: triose-phosphate transporter family-domain-containing protein
Exons: 5
Coding region: 354-1553 (399 amino acids)
Cellular component (GO): endosome; Golgi apparatus; trans-Golgi network
Molecular function (GO): antiporter activity
Source: RefSeq, a predicted model, not a curated record
GCCGCCCCGUUCCAGAAGCAGCCCGCGACAUCGCAGUCUGCAAGACAACGACCCAAUUAAUGGCAGAGGUCCCCACGCUCCAUCUUCAUCUCUCGUCGCCUUCGCCGAAUUUCUUCGACAACUAACCACCUCCCAUCCGGUCCGUCGCAGCUGGCUUGACCAUCCAUUCGUUUUAACCUUCCUGUCCCACGUCACCGCCUGCGUGCGCCUCCAACACUCCUCGCCGUGCUUGUCGUCUUUCCGAGACCUACUUCGUGCGCCUUACCAUUCGACAUCGCUGCCGGCUUCAGCAACUGUAAUUGAACUCAUUAUACGGACGAGCACCCGCAACGUCGCAGCCCCCGGAUCUCAAAAUGGGAGUCGAAGAUAAGACACGCGCUUCGGGCGACCAGCCCCGGGAGCAGAGCGACGCCGUUCUCCCCACCGUCAACCCCGAGGUCGAGAAGUCGCAGCCUCCCAAGGCAUCGCUCCAUCCCGCAUUAUACGUGACUGUCUGGAUCUCCCUCAGUUCAUCCGUCAUCCUCUUCAACAAAUGGAUUCUCUCAACGCUUGGCUUUGCCUACCCGGUCCUCCUGACCACGUUCCAUCUUGCGUUUGCGACCAUCAUGACACAACUUCUCGCGCGGUACACGACGCUGCUCGACGGCCGGAAGACGGUCAAGAUGACGGGCCGCGUCUACCUCCGCGCCAUCGUCCCGAUCGGUUUCUUCUUCAGCUUGAGCUUGAUCUGCGGCAACCUCACCUAUCUCUACCUCAGCGUCGCCUUCAUCCAGAUGCUCAAGGCUACCACCCCCGUUGCUGUGCUCCUGUCUAGCUGGGCGCUCGGCGUCUCGCAGCCGAACCUCAAGGUCUUCCUGAAUGUCUCUAUCAUCGUCGUUGGUGUCGUCAUCGCCUCGAUCGGAGAGAUCAAGUUUGUUUGGAUCGGCUUCAUCUACCAGAUUGCCGGCAUCAUCUUUGAGGCGCUCCGUCUCACCAUGGUCCAGCGGCUCCUCAGCUCCGCUGAGUUCAAGAUGGAUCCCCUGGUCUCGCUGUACUACUUCGCCCCGGUGUGCGCUGCCAUGAACUUCGUGGUUGCCCUCUUCUGGGAAGUGCCGAAGGUCAGCAUGGCCGAGGUCUACGACGUCGGCCUCUUCACCUUCUUCCUGAACGGCAUGUGCGCCUUCCUGCUGAACGUCUCGGUCGUGUUCCUGAUCGGCAAGACCUCGUCCCUCGUCCUCACCCUCUGCGGUGUGCUCAAGGACGUCCUCCUUGUCCUCGCCUCCAUGAUGAUCUGGGGCACCCAGGUCACCGGGCUCCAGUUCUUCGGCUACAGCAUCGCGCUCGGCGGCAUGGUCUACUACAAGCUUGGUUACGAGGCGAUCAAGGGCUAUGCGGGCGAGGCCGGCCGGCAGUGGGCCGAGUUCGGCAACAGCCGCCCCGUGCUCCGCCGCAUCGCCAUCAUCGCCCUUGUUCUCAUGACUGUCUUUGUCGUCCUCGGCGGGCUUGCCCCGUCGUACGAUGCCACCGUCUACCUGGAUGAGGCCAAGAACAAGAUGGGUCUGUCCAAGUUUUAAGCUGUGUGCGGAGAAGUAAGAGACAAAAGGCAGAAGGGAGA